AUGGCAACGGAGAGGAACGUGGGGUCGGGCGGAGUGGAGGAGGAGAGAGGGGCAGUCAUAUCGGAGCCGGUCUUCAAGGUCGACGUCUUCCUGGGGAUAUCCCCCCCUAUUAGACGCCAGCCACUUGCUUCUCCUCUCCCUUUGUCUCGAGUAAAUUCACCAACUUCGAGACAACAUCGUGUGGAACAACUGAGAAAAGAAGAAAGUGUUGAUGAGAGGGUUAGAGAGGUCGAGCAAGAUAGGGAAGUGACAUCACAGAUUCAUCUCAACCAGUCUUGUGUGGAACUUAAAAUUGAUUGUGAUGAUGACAGUAGAGGAGGUGAGAUGAUGAUGGAGACGUUACCAUCAGUUGCCAUAACUACCACACCAUUCCCCUCACCUUCAUCACCAAUUUAUCCUUCAAGAGUGAGGAGCAGAAGCUUGACUCCUACGAGUCCAUCAUCAACAAGAUCAUUCACUUGUAGGCGGAGUUUGAGUCCAGUUCCAAUGAGACCUAGUUCCCUCUGCUUUGAACUCGCUAGGAAAAGAAAACGAAAUCAAGGAGGUGAGUAA
Molecule: messenger RNA, 552 nt
Organism: Amphimedon queenslandica
Lineage: Eukaryota; Metazoa; Porifera; Demospongiae; Haplosclerida; Niphatidae
Product: protein FAM122A-like
Exons: 8
Coding region: 1-552 (183 amino acids)
Molecular function (GO): protein serine/threonine phosphatase inhibitor activity
Source: RefSeq, a predicted model, not a curated record